CCCCGCGAUAAACGAGGGAUUACUGUAAUUCGUUUUAUAGUGUUCAUGCUAAAGCCUGAGAUCAGCGCCCAAAAAAAGCUUUCUUCUAGACGUUUUGCAUGCAUCCUGGACAUAUUUAAUGUAAUGCAAUGAUCUUACAAUUACCUCAUUUAUAUAGUUUCAUUAUUCUUUUUUUGUUGAUUUGUCUAUAUUUGAAUGCACACAACAGAUGUGAGUAGAAUGUAAUUCAGUGCAGCUGAAGAGCAAAGAUGUUAGUGAGAGGGUGAAAUACCUGGAAUCAGAGAAGAAGAAAUGGAGGAGAGACGGGGAGCAGUGUGCUGCUGUUCUCUCUGAACUCUAACUUUCAUCACUAAAUGUAUUUUUUCCUUCGCCAUGAAUUGCUACAAGUUCAUAGAACUGAUCAACAUGUACACGCACAGUCUUCAGAUGCCUUUUAUUGUGACAUUUAAUAAGUUUUAAUGACUGCUACAAAACUGCUGUUACACUUUUAAAUCCUCUUAAAAUUCUAGCACUUAUGUCACAUGUCCGGAUUGAUUUAAAAUAUGUUGAAUUCUUUUUUUUAAAUACACUUUAUUGAAUUUCAACAAGGAACAAAACAAUACACAGAAGAGAGUGCAAUAACCCCCAACCCAGACGGCUACACUGCACAUCCAAUAAAAACAUAAAGACACAAAUGAUAAAGUAGAAAAAAGAAAUAAAAAAAAAAUAAACCUAAAUAGACAAAAUGACAAAGUGAAAAUAUUCAAUCUCAAUAAAGUAUGUUUCUUGCAAACCACAUGUGCACCAAUGUGUGUUACCAACAUUAAUUCAAGUCAAUAAUCUUGAGCGCACACGUCAGAGGGAGCACGAGGUUUCUUCUUUAUUAUUUUAUUUACAUGUACCUCAUCUGUGUCCGGACUGUUUCGGAGCGGCUGCCUUAGCGGGUAAAGCCCAGUGGUGCAUGUCGAGAGCAGUGUGCAGUGCAGAGGGAGAGCGCGCGCGUGCUCCUCCUCGGAGCAUGCGGACGCUCGCGCUUUUAAAGCGCAGCUUCUCCUGCCGCUCCCCUGUCCCUCACACUCUGCAGCCUCACCUGACCUCAUCCACCGCAUCUGCCGAGGAAAGACAGCUCCUCACGUUUUUUCCUGUGGAUAAAACAUCUGGCUGGAGCCUUACCUGCCCUCAGCUCCGCCGAGGAAAUACCUCACAUUUUUCCUGUGGAUAAAACGUCUUGUUGGAGGCACAAUGACCUCUCAAAGAGCGCAGGUGUGGCUGUCACUGGAUGCUGAGGCAGUCAGCUCGCUCAAAGAGGGAGUCAAUUUCAAGAGACACCCAGAGGACGGGAAAAGCUACAUCAUAUACAAGAGCAGCGACGGCCUGAAAGCAUGCAAGAACCAGUGCAAACACCAAGGAGGCUUGUUCACCAAAGACAUCGAAGACCUGGAUGGCAGGACUGUUAAAUGCACCAAACACAACUGGAAGUUAAAUGUGUCGACAAUGAAAUACGUGAAUCCACCGGACAGCUUCUUGCAGGACGAACUUGAAGUGGAGAUUUUGGACGAUGGGGGGCUUCGGUUGGUCGAGCUGAGCCCCGUCGACCCCUGGCUGGCUGACCCUCGAGAGCCUCUGGAGCUCCAGGAAGGAGAAGUCAAAGUGAUGUACUUGACCCACGCCUGCAUGGAGCUGCAGCUGGGACAGAGGCGGUUCGUGUUCGACCCGUGGCUGACGGGCCCUGCGUUCGCCAGAGGCUGGUGGCUUCUCCACGAGCCCCCGGCAGACUCCCUGGACAGGCUGUGUGCAGCCGAUCUCAUCUACAUCAGCCACAUGCACUCCGACCACCUCAGUUACCCCACACUGAAGGUGCUGUCGGAGAGGAGGCCCGAUGUCCCCAUUUACGUGGGUGACACAGUGAGACCUGUCUUUUGGUAUCUGGAGCAAAGUCGAGUCAAGCUGACCAACAUCAACGUGGUUCCUUUUGGAGUCUGGCAAAAUGUUGAUGAACACCUGAGAUUCAUGAUCCUGAAGGAUGGUGUGCAUCCUGAAAUGGACACCUGCAUCAUUGUUGAAUAUAAAGGUCACAUGAUUCUGAACACCGUGGACUGCACCAGGCCGAACGAGGGCAGGCUGCCGCAGAACGUGGACUUAAUGAUGAGUGACUUUGCCGGGGGGGCAUCUGGAUUCCCCAUGACCUUCUACGGAGGGAAAUACAGUGAUUCCUGGAAGGCAGACUUUAUCAAGAGUGAGAGGAAGAAGCUGCUGAAUUACAAAGCUCAGCUGGUGAAGUCCCUGCAGCCCAGGAUCUACUGCCCAUUUGCUGGCUAUUUUGUGGAGGCUCAUCCAUCAGACAGAUACAUUAAGGAUACAAAUGUGAAAAACAGUGCAGCGGACCUCAAUGCGCUCAUCAACAAGCUCACGCCAGACAUCAAGACGUGGACGCCCGAGCCAGGCGCCGUGCUGGACCUCGGCCUCGCUCUGAGAGACCCCACUAACAGUGAUGCCAUCACCAGUGCGCCAGCCAGCGCAAAAAUCUACAAGGACAGUUGGGAUUUCGACCUGUAUGUGGAUGAACUGAACAGCGCCAUCAGCUGUGAGAUAUUUAAACAUCAAAGCUGGAUCCAGUUUUAUUACACCUGGGCAGGCUUUCAAAACUACAACCUUGUAGUGCGGGUGAUUGAGACAGAUGACAACUUUGGACCCCUAACUGACGGCUAUGACUACCUGGUGGACUUUCUGGAUCUGUCGUUCCCCACCAAGAGGCCUGACAGAGAACACGCCUACAUAGAGAUUAAAAACAGGAUUGGGGUGAUGAGAUACGUGGUGCUGCACGGCCGUCUCUGGGAUGACCUCUACAUCGGCUUCCAGAACCGCAUAAGCCGGGACCCGGACACCUACCACCACAAGUUCUGGAAUCACUUCCAGACAGAGCUGCCCAUUCGCGGGCCAGACUGGGAGCAGUUCCUGCUGCAGGAGGAUUCCAUCCAAGAGCCCGACGAGGCUGAAGAGGAGCCAGACAUAUGGAGCUACUGCGUAGUGUUAUGAAUAUCAAUUAUCGGUGUGUGAAGAUCAAGUUGAUGAUUUGGUUUCCGUUUUAAUUUACAACGCUCACGGCAGCUGGUUAAUUCCAGUUUGUUUGGUGUAGAUUAUAUUGCACUGUGAUAAAUUAAAUGAAGGGUGAAACAGACGAGAUAAAAACGCAGUAAUCCAUCGCUGUGGACAUCAAGGCGGUAUCGGUGCAGUUUAAAGUCAGAUGUUGAAUUUUUAAAAAUUAAAAACAAAAUUCUUUCUCUUACAAAUAAAAAGUUGAAGUCAUAACCAAUAAGACACACCUUUGGUCAAUUCUACAAGCUACAAUUCUGUCUGUGCAUCAUUAUGGUGAUAUUGUAUAUAUGAAUGCUUCACUGCACUUUAAAGCCUCUCGACUUCAUAUUUCAUUGUGCGGCACAGGUGAUCACAGGUGAUGCAUUUUUCAUUUCCUACACCUAUACAGAAAGGUGGGACGGUCAUCUGUAACAAACAGAAGGGAGCAGCACUGUAAAAAGUUUAUUUAUGAGGCUACUAAAGACAUUUGGGUACCUUUGCUCUCUGGGUGCUUUUAUAUCCACUACUAACAGGAUAUUUUAACGAUAAUUUCUUAAUUGUGAAAAUGUACAUUGUGUGUGUCAUGAACGCUUUUUAUUGUACACACAAGUCUGUCUCA
Molecule: messenger RNA, 3673 nt
Organism: Chelmon rostratus (copperband butterflyfish)
Lineage: Eukaryota; Metazoa; Chordata; Actinopteri; Chaetodontiformes; Chaetodontidae
Gene: cmah
Product: cytidine monophospho-N-acetylneuraminic acid hydroxylase
Exons: 16
Coding region: 1222-3015 (597 amino acids)
Molecular function (GO): 2 iron, 2 sulfur cluster binding
Source: RefSeq, a predicted model, not a curated record